AUGGAGGCGGCCACUUCUGCUCAAGUAGCAGGUGGCAGCAGAGCCACAGCUGUUGCUUCACCAGCACCCCAUGAACAACAGUUGCAAGAAGUAACUAGGCAGUCAGCAGCACGACAAAUAAGACUCGAAUAUUCUCCAAUAACCACUGCUCCUAGACAUACUGAAGCACCACCCGUAAACCCAGUGAAUAAUCUUCCUGCAAUAAGUGAAGUUAAACUGGCAGCUAAGUAA
This is a messenger RNA of Parnassius apollo (apollo), 231 nucleotides long. Lineage: Eukaryota; Metazoa; Arthropoda; Insecta; Lepidoptera; Papilionidae. The record is from the annotation of a GenBank genome assembly.